AUGAACAUCCUCUCGAUAAGCAGGUUCGGAUUCGAAGAUUGUCCCGAUGGAGGAGCAGCCGAUCUUCAAGCAGGACACGUUCGGCCUCAAGACGCUGCACGAUGCUGGAAAGCUGCAUGUCCUGGCCGUCCCGGGCGUCGAACACCAACAGUGGUUAACGUCGGAAGACGUUUUCGAGCAGUUCGUGCUCCCUCACCUCUCUGCCUGAUGCACCCGAGGAUUGCCAGAGCGCGUGAGCGAGGCUAUUGGGAUCCGUUCCAAGGAGCAGUUCUACCUGCAACCCCAAGAUUGAGAGGGUUUAGGGGUUCAGGGUUUAGGGUUGAGGCUCUAGUGGCAAGGUGA
Messenger RNA from Symbiodinium sp. CCMP2592, 342 nucleotides. The record is from the annotation of a GenBank genome assembly. Lineage: Eukaryota; Dinophyceae; Suessiales; Symbiodiniaceae.